Molecule: messenger RNA, 1536 nt
Organism: Glarea lozoyensis ATCC 20868
Lineage: Eukaryota; Fungi; Ascomycota; Leotiomycetes; Helotiales; Helotiaceae
Product: Protein prenylyltransferase
Exons: 3
Coding region: 1-1536 (511 amino acids)
Biological process (GO): protein geranylgeranylation; protein farnesylation
Cellular component (GO): cytoplasm; CAAX-protein geranylgeranyltransferase complex; protein farnesyltransferase complex
Molecular function (GO): CAAX-protein geranylgeranyltransferase activity; protein farnesyltransferase activity
Source: RefSeq, a predicted model, not a curated record
AUGGCACCGAAGCCAUCGAAAGCUUCAAAAGCUCAACCCAAGGCCCCAGAACCGAUAAAAGAGUAUCCCAACAUCGCAGCCUUCCAUCAAGCUACCUACGAAAAUUCAAGACCAUACCACAAACCUCUGGCAAGCUUAUCGGCCACGGAAAAAACCCAUUACGCGUAUGCCCGAUUGCUCGAAACGGGUAUCUGGAAAUCCUGGGACGAGUUCCAGCGAAAAGACUUCUGGAAAUACAUAGAGACGAACAAGAUUCCGGUUCCACUCCCGGAACCAAAGGACCUCGGGAGGGACAGGAACGGAAGAGAUAUUAGCAAAUACAGCGUAAAAGAAUACGAGGAGUACCAGAAGAGGGAGCGCGGGUUGGAGGGACUAGUCAGGGAGAGCACGAGAUUUAGAGACCGUCAGAGAAGGCUAAGGAGAAGUGGAAGAGCUGGAGAGGAUAUUGAAGGCGAGAUUGAGGAAGAAAGAAAUAGGAGGAAAUUAAUUGGAGUGCUGAGAGGGAAGAAAAUGGGUCGUUAUGAGGAGGAUCCUGAGUGGGAUGAUGUUGUUCCUAUUGCGCAGGAUGAUGGGGAGGGAGCGCUUGCACAGAUUGCUUAUACGGAGGAGUAUAGUGAAGCCAUGUCAUAUCUGCGCGCUGUCAUGUCGACCCAAGAAAAAACACCCCGAGUCAUCGCCUUAACCUCACACAUCAUAUCCCUAAACCCGGCGCAUUAUACUGUUUGGCUUUACCGUGCCUCUACGCUCUUCGCCAUCAACUUUCCAAUACAUGCGGAAAUCGAGUGGGUUAACGAUAUUGCCUUGGACAACCAGAAGAACUACCAAAUUUGGCACCACCGCCAACUACUUGUCGACCACCUGUAUCAAGAAAUCAAGGACGAUGAGGCUAAGCUUAAGGAGCUAGAAGACUCUGAAAGAGCAUUCAUGACUGAGAUGUUUGACGCUGAUGCGAAAAACUAUCAUGUUUGGAGUUACCGUCAGUACCUCGUCAGGAAGCUCAAUCUCUGGAACCAAGCAGAGAUCGAGAGUAUUGAGGUGCUUCUAAAGAAGGAUGUGCGCAACAACAGCGCAUGGAGUCAUCGAUUCUUCGUUGUUUUCAAUGACCCAAAACACUGUACGGAAGGCAGUCCAGCGACAGCUCAUGACCCAAAAAUUCCAGAUAAUAUUCUUGACCGAGAGAUUGAAUUCGCUAAAGCCGCAACCUUCGAAGCUCCUCAGAACCAGUCGCCCUGGAACUAUCUACGUGGCGUUCUCUGUAAAGGCGGGCGUGAUCUUUCGAGUCUCGAAUUAUUCGCCGCGGAGUUUGUCAAGGAAGGAAAAGAUGGCGCGGAAGAGGAUGUUAGGAGUAGUCAUGCCUUGGAUUCCCUGGCUGAUAUCUGGGCAAAGACAGAUGUUGAAAAAGCAAAAUGGGCGCUGGAAUUACUGGGGAACAAGUAUGACAGAAUUCGUAAAGGCUAUUGGGAUUGGAAGAUUGGGCAGUUGAUGGAUCAGCCUGUCAAUACACUUGAGGGGAAUCUCGAGGCGCUGAAGGUUUGA